GGACUUCGGCGGCGUCGGCGACGGCGUGACGUCGAACACCGCGGCCUUCGCGGCGGCAGUGGCCAACCUCAGCCAGGUGGCGGGCGACGGCGGAGCGAUGCUGGUUGUCCCGGCGGGGAGGUGGCUCACCGGACCCUUCAACCUCACCAGCACCUUCACUCUCUUCCUCGAGCGCGACGCCGUCAUCCUCGCCACUCAGAAUUUGGACGAGUGGACUACCAUUGCACCACUGCCUUCUUAUGGCAGAGGAAGAGAUUUACCAGGACCAAGAUAUACCAACUUCAUCAUGGGAUAUAAUCUCACUGAUGUCGUCAUUACAGGGAACAAUGGAAGCAUCAACGGACAAGGCCAAGUAUGGUGGGAUAAGUUCCGCGGGGAAGAGCUCAAAUACACGAGAGGUUACCUGGUCGAGUUCAUGUUCUGCAGCUACGUCGUCGUCUCCAAUGUCGUUUUGAUCGACUCUCCCUCGUGGAAUCUUCAUCCUGUUUAUUGCGACCAUGUCGCCGUUGCAGGCAUCACAAUUCUUGCACCAAUCAGAUCUCCCAACACCGAUGGAAUCGAUCCAGAUUCCAGCGAAUACGUUUGGAUCGUGAACUCGAACGUCGUCUCCGGCGACGACUGCAUCGCCAUCAAGAGCGGGUGGGACCAGUACGGCAUCGCAUUCAACAAGCCGAGCCAGCAUAUCUACAUUUCCAACUUCUCCUGCGUCUCCCCUACCAGCGCCACCAUCGCGCUCGGCAGCGAGAUGUCCGGCGGGAUCUCCGACGUCCACGCGACCAACAUCGUCGCCGUCGACACCGAGUCGGCCUUGCGGCUCAAGACGGGGAUCGGGAGGGGCGGCUUCAUGAGGGACGUGAUUGUGGAGGGGAUGAGGCUGACCAACAUGAAGUACUUGCUGUGGAUGACGGCCAACUACGGGCAGCACCCCGACGAUAAGUUCGACCCGAACGCCAUUCCGGUGGUGAAAACGAUCAGCUUCAGUAAUGUCGUGGCGACGAACGUGUCGAUCGCCGGAAAGCUGGAGGGGCUGCCGCAGUCGCCGUUCACGAACCUCUUGGUGUCCGACGUGACGGCGGAGAUAUUCGUGAAUAAGAAGCCGGUUUGGAAUUGCACGUUCGUGGAGGGGAGAUCGUACAAUGUGACGCCCACGCCAUGCGCCGAGUUGCAACAUUAGUCAGAAA
Zingiber officinale is the source of this 1181-nucleotide messenger RNA. RefSeq names its product probable polygalacturonase. The record is from RefSeq and is a predicted model, not a curated record. The coding region runs from base 98 to 1174 and encodes 358 amino acids. Gene Ontology annotation, biological process: carbohydrate metabolic process. Gene Ontology annotation, molecular function: polygalacturonase activity. Lineage: Eukaryota; Viridiplantae; Streptophyta; Magnoliopsida; Zingiberales; Zingiberaceae. The transcript is spliced from 5 exons.